Messenger RNA from Pocillopora meandrina, 14836 nucleotides. Lineage: Eukaryota; Metazoa; Cnidaria; Anthozoa; Scleractinia; Pocilloporidae. The record is from the annotation of a GenBank genome assembly.
CUCUUUUCCUAAAUGAUUUAUUUUACUUACAACUCUGUUUGGUUCGACCAGCAACGAAGCGACCAUUCUUUCAAUUGAUCCGUAUGAAUUACAAGUCUUAAAAUCUUUUCAACACCAUGACAUGUUGUGAAGGAAAGGUCUAAAAGAGUCAAAAGGUGAGAGAAACGUGGGAAAUAUUUCCGUAUGACCCCAUACCACUCUAAAGCGAAGCCUUACCAGUCCUAAAGACCACCAAUUUUUUUGCCAUUGUUUUCUUUUAUCCAUGCAUUUAAGCAGAAUGCAUAAUGAAGUGUGUGGUCAUGCAGAAAUCUUGCCGAAACGUGUAAAUUUUGGUGAUUCCUUUCGAAAUAUUGUUUUUUUGUGUGUAAAAAAAGCAAAUAAUUCAAGCUUUUAAUUUAAUUGGUUCGAACCACCGUUUUCCUUCUUUUGUUGAUCAGUUUUGACGAGUCCUUCAUACUCUUAUCCUCGCGAUUUUGAACCGUCAGCCGAACUUGCUCCGUCGGUAAUUGUUCGUCUGAGCUACGUGUAAAUAACUGAACAUGUACCUUUUGAGCCUUCUACGUUUCAUGGAACUUUUUUGAAGAUAGCAAACCUUCUUAACGAUAUUGCCAGGCCCAGAGAAAAGUCUAGGACCCCAUACUGAGUUGGACCAAUAAGAAAAAGAGCAAAUAAUAUUAAACCAAGGUAUACGUAGCCAUGGAGAGCUACAAGGUAAUCUUUUGGGCUUGUUCGCAAGAUAUAGCCUGGGUUGAGCUUACUUCGAAUUUUUAACAUCAUGAUGGAUAGGCAAUCAUCAGCACAGUUUAGCCUGUAUUGAGUGGUCACCCGUGACCACUUUAUAAAGAUGAAACUGACAGUGAUUAAAGGGAAACAUAUUUGGGACUUUCACCGCCAGCUGCUUGACACAGGGUGACUGCUUGAUACAGGGUGACUGCUUGAUACAGGGUGACUGCUUGAUACAUGGUGACUGCUUGAUACAGGGUGACUGCUUAAUACGGUGUUGCUGCAGGUGAUUCUUUAGGAAAAAAACAAUUGGACUAUUGAACUCUCCUUAAAUGUUCCUUACAAUGUCUGUUCUGAAAAAUACAAUAAAAAAGAUGGGUCACCAUGCUUCUUUAGGAGAUGUUAUGGGCCAAACUUACCCUAUUUAUGCCUAGUACCUGGCAUAAUCACGUGUGUCAUUUCACUGGUUCAUGGUACAUUUUGCUGUAGCUGGAAGUAAGGGUCUUUAGAGUAACACUUGAAAAAAAUUGAGAGCUGGAAAGUCUUGUGGGUAUUGAACAAUUUGAUAUACAAUUUGUGGGAAAAUCACGCAAAUUUAAUUUAUACAGAGAAAUACUGAGGAAUUACCUUAACAUAGGUUUUGACUGUAAGAUGAUAUUUUUUAUGCUCAUAAUCUAAAAUGCUCAAAUUAAAUACUCUACUCAAACCUUCUGAGAUGGAAAUUUAAUUUUUUCUGGGAUUUUAAUAAGUAAGGGGUUUUGGGGAAUUAAUGUUGUCUUGGGGUUUUAUUUAUACCUGUAAUAUUAUCCCUAAAUAUUUAGCAGCAGUUAUAGAUUAUUUCCUUGAAACUGUCAUCAUCAGCAUUACCAUGUUAAUCAGUUACUGUUAAACAUACAAUUCACCAACUCAAUGAGUCAUGUAUUGUCAGUGGUUUAAUGCAUGCGCAUUAAAGUGAGGUGGGGGAGUUCUUGUUGGGGUUUGCCAUAUUGUAUUGCAGUUGUUGUGUGUGUAAGAUUAUCCAGCCAAAUUUAACCCAUUUUGAAACCAUCGGAGGGUUUCUCAGUAUCUAACACUGGUGACAAGGAUGGGAUGGACUAACUAAUGAAGAAUGGCGGCAGUUAAUAUUGAAAUUCAAGGUGUAGCUCCUUUUGAUUGCAAAGAUAAUUCAUCUGCAUUGGGACUAUGUUGGAAGAAAUGGCUUCAAUCAUUUCAAUACUUUCUUGUGGCCAAAGGAGUGGUGAACGAUGCCCAAGAAGACUUUGUUACUUCACACCACAGGAAUAGAGGUUCAGGAGUUGCACGAAAUGCUCAAUGAUCCAGGCCUGAUGAAAGAAUUUGAAGAGGGUACGGCUACCAAUUUUGAGAAAGUGGUACAUACUCUGAAUGCGUAUUUUGUCGCCAAGCAUAGUGAACCAUAUGAGCGACAUGUAUUCAGGAGCAUGGCUCAACAGGAGAGAGACAGUCAGCCUAGCAUAGCUAGGCUUAGGAAGCAAGCACAAAAGUGUAAUUAUGUAAAUUCAGAUUUUGACAUCAGGGAUCAAGUUAUUGAUAAAUGUUGAUCAGCAGAAUUAAGAAAAAAAUUGUUGGCAAAGGAGCAUCUUACUAUUCAGAAAGUGCAAGAGGUAGCUCGGUCGAUGGAAGCAGUUGACCUUCAGGCUACGAAAAUGGGAGCACAGGAUUCUCUAUCUUCAACACAGGAAUCCUUGGGAGUGAAUGAAGUUGUCUCAUUCCCUGAUUCAAGGCCCCCUAAACAGCAAAAAGAGAAGAAAAGGCUAGGCUGAUGCUACUGGUGUGGUCAAGAGGGACAUUUUAGCAAGGAUAAAAUUUGCCCAGCCCGUUUAAGUGUAUGCAUGAAGUGUAAGAAAGUGGGUCAUUAUGCAAGUGUAUGCCAGACAAAACCCAGCAAUGAUUCAACAACCGCAAACAAGUCAGUUGGUAGAAAGAGAGGGCCUGGAAAAACAAAAUACCUGGAAGUGGUCAAGGAGGAAACAGAGGAUGACGAAGUUCUGGGCAUUUUUGCAGUGAAAGAUUCUGGAAAAGAUGAACACAUUCUGAUUUUCAUGUCAGUGAUGUUGGAUCAUAAGAGUUGUAAAAUGCAAUUGGAUACCGGAGCCACAGUGUCUAUCUUACCUAAGGUCCUGUAUGAUCAGCAGUUUAACCAAUGGCCCUUACAUGGUACCAAGAUGAAGUUGAAGGCUUACAAUGGUGUCUGAAUUCCUGUCUAUGGGGAGGUUCAUUUGCCUGUGGUCUAUGAACAACAGGAACUGGUGCUACCUUUGAUUGUUGUGGAUGGAGAGGGCCCUCCACUGCUAGGCAGAAACUGGUUGGAGCAACUGAAGUUAAAUUGGCACAAUACCUGUCAUGUGAGCAAGGCUGACACUGUCUGAUGUUCUAAGUCGGCACAAAAUGUUAUUCAACAAGGGACUGGGAACCAUCAAAGAUUUUAUGGCAGAUAUAAAGUUGCAAGAUGGUGCGAACCGAUAUUCUGCAAAGCUGGUCCAGUUCCCUAUGCACUACGCAAAAAGGUGGAAGAAGAAUUAGACAAUUUGGAGAAGUUAGGAGUCAUAAAGAAGGUGGAACAGAGUGACUGGGCUUCUCCCAUUGUCUGCGUACCCAAGAAAGAUGGAAGUCUACGCAUCUGUGGUGAUUUCAAGGUGUUGGUGAACCAGGUCCUUCUAGACAACCCUUACCCACUGCUGGACAUGAAAGAUAUAUUUGCCACAUUAGGAAGUGGAACUGUGUUCAGCAAGAUUGAUUUGUCAAACACCUAUCAGCAAAUGGAACUGAACAUGAAAAGCCAACAAUACCAAACUGUGAAAGCUCACAAAGGAUUAUAUGCCCAUCAACAUCUAACCUAUGGUAUUGCCUCUGCCCCUGCACUCUUUCAGUCAACUGUGGAUCAGAUAUUACAGGGAAUGGACAAUGUGUGUUGUUGUAUUGAUGACAUCAUAAUCAGAACUGAUCCCCAUGAACACUUGCAAGUAUUAGAUGAGAUGUUGACCCAGCUGGAGAGGCAUGGCAUGUUAGCUAAGAAGUCUACGUGUGAGUUCAUGGUACCAAGUAUAGAGUUCCUAGGUUACCAUGUAGACAGGGAAGGCCGACUUGGUGAAUGUGCAAAAUACCCAGGGUGAGAUGGAGAUGUGGGUUUUAGGCACAGUGAUAAGAAGGUUGGGACCAUUGACCUACCUGGUGAGAGUUGGUCACCAACUAUGUUAUGUCCACAUUAAUCACCUCCUGCAGACAGAGCGUGUAAAUUGUGGAGAGGCUUUUGAGGAAGUGGUUCCUGGUUCCUGGUUCCUGUCAUCAGUUCCAUUGUCAGGAUUGAGUACACCACCAACAGUGUCAGGCUCGAGUACACCACCACCACCAAGUGUUGGUGUUUCAAUGACAACUCAAGACCAACCCACUGAGACUCAGAAACCUACAGCUGAACCAAUUCUUCAGUCCUCAACUCGAGACUCUCUAGCAGCUCAAGAGCCAGUUUCUAUGUCUCCAGAGCAGAUUCCUGUUGCAGUUCCAGAGCUUGAACUACCAUCUCCGGUGCAGCACCCAAGUGAGUCCAGUCCCAUAAGAGCUGAGCACAGAUACCCAGCCAGAGAGAGAAAAGCCCCCGAUAGGCUUAACUUGUGACUUAAAGAACAUUUUAAGGCUAAGAGCACUUUCUACUCUCAGUAGAUGUUUUGUUGAUAGUAGAAAGGUUAAGUUUGUUGUUACCAUGUAUUUUUGGUGUAACUCAGCAUUUGUGACACAUAUUUUAAAGGGGGAGGAAAUGUCAUGUAUUAUCAGUGGUUUAAUGAGUGUGCAUUAAAGUGAGGUGCUGGAGUUCUUGUUGGGGUUUGCCAUGUUGAAUUGCAGUUGUUGUGUGUGUAAGUUUAUCCAGCCAAAUCGAACCCAUUUGAAACCAUCUGAGGGUUUCUCAUUAUCUAACACAAUGAAUUACUGACUUCAUGAAAUCUAAGAACAAGAUCAAUCCAAGCACUUUCUGUUUUGCAAUUUCUCAGAAAAUAUAAUGCUGAUAGUGCCAGAAGUCAAGCAUGGCGAUUUCUUCAAAGAUGGUUAUGUAAAGUGAAGGAGGGUAGUCUGCUAUGGAGAGCCUGGAAAGUUUAAGCAAUGAUAAUGGAAGAACAACUGACCCUGAGUCUGGAAGAUGUGGAAAUGUAGAACAAGAAACAACAGAUGAUUGGAAUGGUGAAGUUGGAUUACUGAAGGAUGAUGAAAUGCUAUCUAACAGAGAAAUUCAUCUAAACAGUAAAGAGGCCAGUGCUGAUGAUCUUCAAGAUCAAACUGCUCCUCAUCACAAACAGCAGCACCAUUUAAGCUGGAAGAUUGCUCUUAAAAAGGCUAAAAGUUUACCUGAUCCUUGGGAAAAAUUUCAUAUUGAUGACUCAUGCCCUACAGAAGUUGCCAUGAGACAUCGAUACAAUGCACUGAAAAAAAACUGGGUACAGGAUGAAGUGAGAGUCAAAAUGGAAUUAUUGGUGAGUCUUGUUGAAUUUAAAUGAAUUAUUGUUUAUGUUGUUUAGUUCUCAGUUAUCUCCAAAUUGUUAUAUUUACAGCUAAUGGGCAAGAAAUCGGAAGCUUGCAUUGUACAUUUAGUUGUAACUCUAACACUGAGUAGUCCAAUGAAACCCAACAAAACUAUGACUCAAAGCACUUGUAGACUCAAACAACAACUCAACUGCUCAAGAGUAAUUGAACUACGAUGCAAAAAAUAUAUCACUUUGGAAGUUGCAAUUAAAUAUUCUGCUGAUUGUUUCAACUAAUUACAUUAAGUAAGAGAAGUGAAUCAUACCUGAAUUACCAGGCAACAGACAUAUUGAAUACUGAGACCUUUGAACCCCCCAGAAUAUUUGACACGGAAUAACCUCUUGAUUUUUAAGCUGACAUGUUCUUUUUGAAGUGAUGUAUUUACUCUCUUCCUGUAGCCAUUUGAUCAAGGAGCCAUGAGGGAGUGCUUUAGAUUGUAAGUACUGUUUGAUAAUUGUCAAUAAAACUUUGCAUUGCAGACUGAUUUCUGAUCUUUAUGUUUAAAAGGUAUCACAGACAUACUCUUCUAAUAGAAGAUAAGCAUGAUUUUUAAGAUAUCUGUACAUUGGAAAUUUGGCUGCAGUUAGAACUCCUGCAAAAAAAUCAAAUGAUAUCUGGUAUUUUUCCCAAUAGGAUGUCACCAAAAUUGCUGAAUGACAUAAAUACUAUAAAAAGAGGUUCAAAAUUUAACGAAGAGACAGGCUCGUAUUUUAUUCUAUUUUUUUUACCACCAUGCAAUGUUUGGUUAAUCCCUUAACUCACUAUCAUAGAACAGAUGACAAAUAGUAGAUUGUGGCAUUUGUGAUAGAAUGCUAGAUACUAAUAUACAUGCAUAACUGCAAGAGAACAAUUUUUCUAAAAACAAACCAGCAAAAUGCCACAUAUAGAAUUGAUCACAAAUGUCUUCUUUUUCUUUAGUAUUUACCAGAACAAUUUUGUUAGGACCAUGAAAACCGCAAAUAGCUUUGCAGUGGCUUUAUUGGUAGAAAAAAAAGAAGGGCGAAGGACUUAAAACUGAAUAAAUCUGUUUCAAAUUGGCUAAAUUAGGGCAGCUUUAAAUUGGUUUGAAAGGGGAACAGUUCAUGCCUAAUCUACAAAUGUUUUCCUGCAUAGAAGUACAUUGUAUUAUGUGAUGGAGUACAAAAAUUUUUUUUGGAUGUUUAAUAUUUUACACUUCUUCCCAUUUUACAAAGUAUAACCCUAAUACAUAAUUUUGUCUAUUUUACUGCCUUGCAGUAUUUUUAUGUGUUUUAAAAAUCAAGACUAGUUUCAUUUCUAUCCACUUCUAUAAAGAGUAUGUAAUCAGUCAAUUAGCUGAAAUAUUUUGAAGUCCUAUUAUGUUUUAACUAUUUCCUCCUCUAACAGGAAGAAGCUCUCCAAUUUCUCAAAGCACAUGAAUUGGAAGCAUGCAGCUAAUUAUGUUUGUAAAAGGUAUAUUGACGAAGUGAGCAGAAAAGUGUAUUUUGAUGAUGUUAGACUGCAAAUGGAUGCCAAGCUUUGGGGUGAAGAGUUUAACAGAUACAACCCACCAAAAAAGGUUUGGUGAAUAGUUAGAAUUACACUUUCAAUUUCUAUUUUUUACCUUUUGUUUAUUGUACGGACCUCAAACUCACUGUCGAAUACUGUAUCAGUGAAUGGGACACUGUCAUGUGGAAACUGAAUUUACUGUGUGCUAAAGCUUCUCAUUUGCAUUAUGAAUUUACUUUGCACUCAUUUAAAAUCAUCCCCUAUAACUAUCACCCAACAUGGAAUGUUAAGUCAUUUCUGGAUAUGGGAUGGGUGGAUGAUUAACCUUGAAAAGACAUGGGAAAGCUUUAAUUUCUUGGGACUCAAAACGUUGUUGGUUAGUGAGGUGUUUACAGAUUAUGGUAUAGUCUCCUUGUACUUCCAAUGUGUAGUAUGCUUGUAACACAGUAUAUAAACCUUGUAAUGGCUCAGCUCACUAUUCAACUUCUCUGUAGCUCAGUAAUAAAGCUUAUGAGGCACUCAGAUAAAUCUACUUUCAAGGGCAACAAACGGUCCUAUAUUUCAGUGUUUUAAGCCUUGUUUUUAAACCUUUUUGAUCUGCAAUUUGAACAUUCAUUUGCGAAAAAAACACCAUAUCAAUGAACUGUAUUCUGGAAUGAUUGAAACCUCCCCUUUUUUCAAAUACACAAAAUGAAAGACAGACUCUAUACUUUGAUAACUGGCUUCUCAAAUGUGUAUUUCUGCUCAGAGAUAGGUGACGUUCUGGAUGAAAAGAGAAGAAACAUAUGCUUUUGAAGAAUAAGUUAAAAAAUAGGGAAAUGAAAGGAAAGGAAAACUAGAACUUGCUCUUGCCUGGGGUAGAUCCCUUGACCUUUCGCUUGCAGGAAGAAGCACAAAUCAUUGCGCCAUGUAAGCAAAUGUAAUUUGAGAGAGAUGAUGUCCUUUCCCUGAGUGGAUCAAUAGUUUCAAAACCCCUUCAUAAUUCAUUUUCUGAGUUCAGUGGCUCACAGCCACUUUAACUUUCAUGUUUCUUCGCUUUGUUUGUAUGCGGGCAAUUUUUUAGGAUUCAACCUCAAUUUCAUCAAGGAAGUGGUAAUUUUGAUUUUAAUUGCACAAUUGUUACCUUUAUCCUUUAUCCUUUAUCACAGCAUUCAAUGACCUAUUUACUUUGUGCUGUGCCUUGUUGGGGUAGCAGUUUUUUGACGAAUUGGUAACAAGUCAUGGCUGCACCAAUGCUUUCAUAAGUCACAUCACCUCAUUGCUUCCAGCUACAUUGCCUUUAGCUCUGCUAAAUGAACCCUCCAUUAGUUAACUUUGUAUUUAAGGGGACCUUUUUAACUAAGAGCGGCACUUAAGAAAGUCCACUUAUAGAGGAAUGAACCUUGUAAGAGGACAUUUAAGACCCAGUGUAAACUCAGAGCACCGUAGACUCAUGUACCACAGUGGGUGCCUAUAUCUGUACAAGCGGUUGUAAAUAUUGGUCUGAGCUGCACAUGGUGUUGCAUAUGUAUAACCUGUGUCGCAGAUGUUGUUUGUUUUGGUUGUUUUUCAUUCCCCUUGCAGCAGGCACCCCCCAACAAAACUGCCAGCUAGGCACACUAGUUAUUAGGACCUCGCAUGUAAAAUUGCCUACUCAUUCCACAACAAAUCCCCAAGGAAGCUCGAAUUAACGCUUCCAUAGUGCCUAUUUAGGUCCAAGGUUUGAUUACUCAGGAGGACUCAGUUCUGUUUUUGUGUCAUGCCCAUGGCAAAACAAAUAACAUAUUUCAUUAUUCCACAACUAAGCUUAAAAUUUGCAAUCUUUUGUAUUUUAUAUUGUCAACACCCUGUUUCAAUCCAUUUUACCCCAACAAUUACAGCUGAAGGACUAGCCAGUUAAUGCACUGUCCUUUUUCCUUCUUUGCCCAAUAAUAGUUACCUUAAACUGUUGCUUUUUUUAUCAAUCUAGAACACUAAUUUUAUUGUUUUACCAACAGGUGGAUAUUUUCCAGGUUUGUGUAAUUGAACUGAAAGACAGAGAAGGAUCACCUUUAUUUCACUUAGAGCACUUUAUUGAAGGAAAGUAUAUAAAGUACAACUCAAACUCAGGUUACGUGCUGCAAGAUGAAACUCUCCGUUGCACUCCCCAGGUGAGCACAGGCCUAAGAUGUCCCAGUUGCUCUUUCAGUAAAUAUCAAUAAACUUCUGUUUAUGAACAACAACCAAAACUUGGGAGGGAAUGAAGGAAGGAAGGAAGAAAUGAUGGGAAGAACUUAAAAGAAAGGGAAGGGAGAGAUGGGUAGGUUCAGGAAAGGAAGGUGUGAAGGAAAGAAUAAUGGAUGGUAGAUGGAUGGAUAGUUUGCACUUGGAGAGUAAACAGUCAUAAAACUAGUCAAGAAUUCUGCAUAGAUGUGCAAUUUGUUUUCCCCUCAAACUCACAUGAUGUUUAUGAGACAUGACUAUCGUGGUGUCAUGUUUUGGGCUGUUCAAAAUGUUUCGAUCCGAGUAAUUAAGGCUAAUGGAACCUUUUUCUAGUCUGCCAUUUCAUCUCAGCCAAACCAAAUGGUACUUUUAUAUGCCAAUAUUGAUAUUCUUCCAUACAAUAUAUAUAGAUAAAUAUGAUAAUUUUAUCUAUAAUGGUAAUUGAACUUAGUGGAGUGCAAUGUGGUGUGAAAUUAUACGUUUGUUUGCGCAAGUUUCAUUUGAAAUCAAUAUUAUGAUUUCAGACCAAAAUUGCACGACAUGAAAUUUUAAUUACCACAGUAAUACGUCCAUUCGGAAAUUGCAAAACUCAGUGGCUCAAAUACAUGAUUUUUUAAUCUGUGCAGAUAUUUUAUUGAUCAAGUACUGUAGUGGUUUGUAAUUGUAGUGGUAGUGAUUUGUGUUUCAUAUUCCUUUAAUUUGAUUUGCUACUUUAAACAAGCCUUGAAAUUUGAUUGGUUGUUGUGUUUUGGUCUAGCCUCUCAUUUGCUGGGGAAAAAGAUGCGACUUUGAGAGCAAAAAAGUUGCAAUUCAUAAAUCAUCAGUGAUUUCAAAAUGGAUGUAAUAUACUUUUACAAUUGCACUUUCCAGCAUGGACGAUCGAACUGUGUUUAGUAGACAAAAAUGCAUUCAAGUUUUUCUUCUGAGGAAUCUUGUCAUACAGAAGGUCCCUAACUUAGGUUCUAAGGUUCUAAGGUUCCUAAGCGAUACAACUGACAUAAAGUUUUCAAUUCACAGGCAUUUAGCCAUUUUACAUUUGAGAGGUCUGGCCAUCAACUGAUUGUAGUUGACAUUCAAGGUGAGAUUCAUGUUUGUAGCCAGGAUCUGAACAAUUGAAGCGACUGAUGGUAGUAGAUGUCAGCUAAUUGAUUGAUAUUGGUGAUUGAUAGGCAAUCAAUCGCGCAGUUUUAACGAGUAUCAAUUGUCAUCGAUUGUCAAUUACAUCCGUUCGAUAAUGGAUUCUCAUCGAUUGACCAAAAUACAUUGACUGUCAUCAUCGAAGUCCUGUUUCGAUCUCUUUUCAUCCUACACACAGUAAUCUCGACUCCUGUCUUUCUCUUUCUUCUCUUUUUCUUCUCUUUCUCUUUCUUCUCUUUCAUUCUUCUCUCACAUAGCGAAAAAAAAAGAAAAAAAAACUUAACAUGUUAAAAAAUUCAUGUGAUGGUUACUGGCUAGCAAGUGUAACCAGCGGAGAAGGAGAGGUGAUAGUGGAAAACAGCGAAGGUUUUUUUUUUUCUGUCUCAAUUUCCGCUUGUGUUAAUUUUAAGUUUAAACAGCAAGGGUUUUUUUUUAUGAAUGAAUGAAUGUGUAUUUAUAUACCGCACAUAUCACAUACUGUCUCAAGGCGGUUUACAAUUCUAAUUGAGUGAGAUUGAACGUCAGCUUGUAAAGGCGCCUCUGGCUGCCGCUAUCAGUCCAUAUUUGAUCUCACUCACCCACCCAGCCCAUACAUGAAAUGUACAAUGAAACAACAGAUAGACCACCACACCGGGAACUACGCCCCCUACUCUUUUCGACAAGUGUGUGGGUUCUUUAACGUCCCCUGCUGACCAUGUAACACUGAAGAUGCAGGAGACGGGGCCUACGAUUUAUAGUCCUUAUCCGAGAAGACUUGAAUGUCUAACCAUUUGCUGGUACAAUUACAAAGGCAGCACAUUCUCCUCAGUUAUUUUAAGACCCUGAGUGUUGGUCCGGUCUGGGGCUCGAACCCUCGACCUCCCGCACAACAGACUGGCGCUCUACCAACUGAGCUAACCAGGCGGCGGUUGAGCUAACCAGGCGGCGAUUGAGCUAACCAGGCGGCGGUCUUUUAUCCUGUGCAAGCUUUCGCGUCCUUUAUGACGUUUUACUUAUCACGUUGUAGUAAUCAUACAGUGUAUCUUUAAAAACGUGGUUGUUCGCUCUAUCAUUUUUAAAUUUUUUGCUCACCGCUAUCACUUUAGGAGUUGGCGAUCUGUACACGGACCCUCAGAUUCAUACAUCAGAUGGAGAGGAUUACGGCGAAGCCAACUUGGGCCCAAGGGGGAUGGCACUGUUCUUCAGUUCUCAUAGAUGUAACAAGUAAGCUCAAGUCUGUAUUCAAUAAUAUUAUCACUGCUACUGUGCUUUAGUCACUUGCAUUGCAUGCUGGUGAACUUCAGGUGACUAGGUAAACUGGUCAUACGUCAUCUUAUGAAGCAUUCAAGAUUCGGAGGCUACUCUCCCGCUAUCUCUGUUUUAACGUUCAUGUUGUUGGGGUGGAGACACCUCUUGGACCCACUGUGUGUCGUAGUGACGAUUAAAGCGGGCGUUGUUGUGCCAGUGUUGUGUGCGUGCUCUGAUCAUGAAUGGCAGAGGUUUGCGUUCUAGCGAAUAGGAAGUCUCGGUCAUGCUCUUAGACAUUGUCUGGCAUAUCUCUUCUAGUCUCACUGAUGUAUAAUCUUAUUUCACUACAAUGACAAGGAAUUCUAAAGACCAUGUAUGUUAGCCGGGUGAGCAGUAUCCUUCGGCCGUUGUAGGUGUGUUGGUAAGCUUAAAUAGUCUCCGUCUUGACAAAAAUGCGUACGCCUUGUUGUUUAUAGGUAGCUGCUGCACAUUUUCAAUUUCUUAUUUCUUAUUACACCCCAAGCUCUGCACAACUGUGUAGACACUCCAGGCAUUCUAUAUGGCAGUAACUUAAUUUCUGUUCACAUUUUCAUAGAAUCUGUCAUAGCCUUGGACUUUCCCAGUUUGACCUCAGUAAAAAAGAAUUGGUUCGGAUUGACAAAACCCUGGAAAACAUCCAAGACUCCAGCACAAUUGUUAAAAGUAUUGACGAUUGCACAUCUCCUUGUUACCGCAAAAUUUCCUCAGCCAUAUUUGACAUGACGGAAUAUCUAGCCCAGUCUCCUCCUCUGUCUCCUGCUGGUUCGGAGCCAGAUUCCCCCAGGUGUUCACUGUCAUCAUGUAAUGAAUUAUCAAGAUAUUCUCGACAGAUAUCUGACCCAGAAUCGUCAUCAUCUGAGACUGAAAGUGAUCAAAGUGAUGUGUUCACUGAGAACGAGGUAACUACAUAUACAUAUACUCGUAUGUUUUUACCUUUCUUACUGUUAACAAAAUCUGGCGAAAUUUUUCAACAUUUCUCUUUUUGCUCUUUGCUCUUCAUUUGCGAAGGAGAGUUUGUAUUAUUCCGGUGUCCAUUCUCUGGUUUCAAAUUAUCAGUCAAUAAAAAUUAUGGCAGUAUUUGUUGGGUGGAAUUAGGAAGUAACUCUCAGUUCUUUGUUCUUUUUUUGUACAACAUUUCAAACUUGCUUGCAGGAUGAGAAUUUCCGCAAAUCAUUUGCUGAUAGUCUGGAACAUAAGGCAUCAAGUGUAUUUGCCGAGGUUAAACUGCUUGGUGAUGUUCGUCUGAAGCAUCAGAGAAGGUCACACAAGGGUGACUCUGUUCUCGGACAGGUCAGUAUUGACGUCGUACUUAUGUUUUUUUGCUGUACUUUAUCAGUUUGUUAUCAGCCACAGUGACAGCCCACCUACCAUCGUUUCAAUGCCUAUACAUCCUAGUCUGGGCUUUGAUCAUUCUUUUUAACUCUGUUUGUGCGCCUGAAUCCCAUACGUGGGGUUUCGGGAGAGAAAGACAAAUCUAAUGCGGUCCAUCAGACAAGAUCAAAGUUUCAGAUAAAUAAUUUUGGUUGAUUUCUGUAUCUGUCAUCGAUUAAAUUUCGUCAACGUAUUUGUUAGGAACGUACAUCCAAAGUGAACAAAACUUGACAAAUUACUAUUACAAGUAAAUAACCAAACUUUCACCUCACAUAUUUAGUCAGGAACUGAACUGGCAGAAUAUCUAAUCGAAUAUUCCCCAGCUAAAACUUGGAAAUAUCCGAGGAUAUGCUCCAAGUAAUAUUCCCAGAGGGAUAUUGGCCAAUUUUCAAACCGUGCGUCCACUACGACUAAAGUCUUUGUUUAAAGUUUUAUUUAAGAGGAGACAGCGUAGAGCUAUUGUUUCAGAAGAAGGAAGAUAUUUGUUCGUUCACAAAAUCGUACAAGGGAACAAUGAAAAGUAAAUAUCCCACGCAGCAAACUAUAAGCUGUUCGUUGACAUUUUCCCGCGUGUUGCGAAAAUAUUUGAAGGAAAGUAACCACAGUAGUCUCCAUUUGGCGCGAGAAUAUGUUCUUGUAUUGGUUCUUUUACAUCAUUUUCCUCGUAGCUUACAGUUUUCCUUGUGCUUUCCUCUCGGAAAACUGUUCAUUUCUCGGAACAGAUAAUGUCCGAGCAUAUUUUCGCACUAAAUGGAGGCUAUUGUUGACAUAGGUCACAUACGACAUCAAAAUGUGAAAAGGGCAAAAAGUGGCUGCGAGUUGCAGCCGACUGUUCUUACCACAGUUUGACUUCGUCUGUGAUCUAUAGAUGAAUUGGAGGUGACCAGUUUUGAUAAAGGUGAAAAGUGUUAAUAAAGGAUUAAAACAUGAGUGACAAAAAUCCAGAUAGCAGUCUACGAUGUGGCUGAGCCCCUGCAUCCUCAUUCCAUUCUCCUGGUCAAUUACAAAUGACUUGUUGCUAAGACGAAACUGAACGUAGCAGCUUGGCUGAGUGGUUAGUGUACAAUACGGUAUCCAACAAGUGAAUUCCCAAACUGUGUGUUUCAGUGGCAAUUCUUUCAUUAUGUUUUCUUUUUUUUUUUCUAUAGGUUCAUCUCGAAUUGGCUAAAUGUAACGAGAUCGGUCGUUUCACUAACAAUGAGCCCCAAAUGGAAUGUGCCAUGUUUCAUCUAGAGCAAGCUGCAGCUUGUGCUGUUUUACCGGCUUUAAUUGCAAUGGCUGAAAUCAAUUUACAGCUGCCACACGACAUAUUGCCUUCAGUGACUGUCCAGGUAGCUUCGAUGUGUUGAAUUGGAUAUUUAUUGGAAAAGCUGUAGUUUAUCAGUCGGAAGUAUCAUUACAGUAAUUGAAAUUCAUAGCAAACACCCUGUGCUACUGUUUAAAAUACUGUUUUACUUCUUUGUAUUCUUUGUUCUCUUACAGGAAUCUGAAGAUGCCAUGAACCGGGGGGUGUAUUACAUGUUGGAGGCAGCUCAUUUGGGAGACAGGCAAGCCAUGGUGUACAUGGCUAAGGCUUACGAAACUGGCUCAGGCCUAGGCUCGUUCAGGUACAUUUUUGCCUCUCAAGUCUCAUCAUAGGUAUACUGUUUAUCGGUGGAUAAAUUUUUAAUCAAAAUUUAGUAUUUGAAUAAAUAUUCAGCAAUCCAAGAUACAAUCUUUGGCCUUGAGGAAAAUAUUUUUGACACUGUUUUGUCAGGACCUAUAUAUAAUAAGUAGCGAGCUGUUGAAAUCAGAACCAUAUUGCUAGCCAUGUUGACACCCUUCUUCAAUAUUAAAGGUCAUAAACAAGGUGUUUAAAUUGAAUCACUCUAUGUUUAGGGAAUGCACGUGGGUGGAGGCAGCCAAAUGGUAUCAAAAUGCCAUUGACGUCGUGUACGAAAACGACGAUCCACAGAACACGCUAUUCACAGACCCUAACUACGUGCUGUAUGCCAAGCAAGCGUACUUGUACCAACACGGAGGUCACGGGCUUGAAAAGCACCCUCAGAUGGCCGGCGAACUCUAUUCGGCAGCUGGAGAUUUAGCACUUGCUGCCAUGAAGGGAAAACUAGCGAAUAAGUACUUUGCACUGGCUGAGGAGGCGUGGGCUGAAGAUGACGAAUAA